Molecule: messenger RNA, 3411 nt
Organism: Rangifer tarandus platyrhynchus (Svalbard reindeer)
Lineage: Eukaryota; Metazoa; Chordata; Mammalia; Artiodactyla; Cervidae
Source: the annotation of a GenBank genome assembly
AUGGCCAAGAUGGAGGUGAAAACAUCACUGCUGGACAAUAUGAUUGGAGUUGGAGAUAUGGUUCUUUUAGAACCUCUCAAUGAGGACACUGUCAUCAACAACCUCAAGAAGCGCUUUGACCACAAUGAGAUAUAUACUUACAUUGGAAGUGUGGUUAUAUCCGUUAACCCAUACCGGUCAUUGCCCAUUUAUUCACCAGAGAAAGUGGAAGAUUACAGGAACAGAAAUUUCUAUGAACUGAGCCCUCAUAUCUUUGCCCUGUCAGAUGAAGCAUACAGAUCCCUAAGAGAUCAAGAUAAAGAUCAGUGUAUUCUGAUUACUGGGGAAAGCGGAGCAGGAAAAACAGAGGCCAGCAAGCUUGUUAUGUCCUAUGUGGCAGCUGUUUGUGGAAAAGGAGCAGAAGUUAAUCAAGUUAAAGAACAGCUUUUACAGUCCAACCCAGUUCUGGAAGCAUUUGGAAAUGCCAAGACUGUAAGGAAUGACAACUCCUCUAGAUUUGGCAAAUAUAUGGAUAUUGAAUUUGACUUUAAAGGCGAUCCACUGGGAGGAGUGAUAAGUAACUAUCUUUUAGAGAAAUCUCGAGUUGUUAAGCAGCCAAGAGGUGAAAGAAACUUUCAUGUGUUUUAUCAGCUGCUUUCUGGUGCCUCUGAAGAGCUUCUCAAUAAGCUUAAACUUGAGCGGGAUUUCAGCAGAUAUAACUACCUGGGUCUGGACUCGGCCAAAGUUAAUGGAGUGGAUGAUGCAGCAAAUUUCAGAACCGUUAGGAAUGCCAUGCAGAUCGUGGGUUUCAUGGACCAUGAAGCUGAGUCUGUGUUAGAGGUGGUGGCUGCGGUGUUGAAGCUGGGGAACAUUGAGUUCAAGCCCGAAUCGCGAGUGAAUGGCUUAGAUGAAAGCAAGAUCAAAGAUAAAAAUGAGUUAAAAGAAAUUUGCGAACUGACCGGCAUUGACCAGUCAGUUCUAGAGCGAGCUUUCAGCUUCCGGACGGUUGAGGCCAAGCAAGAGAAAGUUUCAACUACACUGAAUGUGGCUCAGGCUUAUUAUGCUCGUGAUGCUCUGGCUAAAAACCUCUACAGCAGGUUGUUUUCAUGGCUGGUAAAUCGAAUCAAUGAAAGCAUUAAGGCACAAACAAAAGUGAGAAAGAAAGUCAUGGGUGUUUUGGACAUUUAUGGCUUUGAAAUUUUUGAGGACAACAGCUUUGAGCAGUUCAUUAUCAAUUACUGUAAUGAAAAGCUGCAGCAAAUCUUCAUUGAGCUGACUCUUAAAGAAGAGCAAGAGGAGUAUAUACGGGAGGACAUAGAAUGGACUCACAUUGAGUACUUCAAUAAUGCUAUCAUUUGUGACCUAAUAGAAAAUAACACAAACGGGAUCCUGGCCAUGCUGGAUGAAGAGUGCCUUAGGCCGGGCACGGUCACGGAUGAGACCUUCUUGGAAAAGCUGAACCAAGUCUGCGCCACCCACCAGCAUUUUGAGAGCAGGAUGAGCAAGUGCUCCCGGUUCCUCAAUGACACGUCCCUUCCUCACAGCUGCUUCAGGAUCCAGCACUAUGCCGGCAAGGUGCUGUACCAAGUGGAAGGAUUUGUGGACAAGAACAACGAUCUUCUCUAUCGGGACCUGUCCCAAGCCAUGUGGAAGGCCGGACACGCCCUCAUCAAAUCUUUGUUUCCUGAAGGAAACCCUGCCAAGAUCAACCUGAAAAGGCCUCCUACAGCCGGCUCACAGUUCAAAGCAUCCGUAGCCACUCUGAUGAAAAAUCUACAGACCAAGAAUCCAAACUACAUUAGGUGUAUCAAACCGAAUGAUAAAAAAGCAGCACACAUCUUCAAUGAGGGCCUAGUGUGUCAUCAGGUCAGGUAUCUGGGUCUUUUGGAGAAUGUCCGCGUGAGAAGGGCAGGCUAUGCCUUCAGGCAGGCCUAUGAACCUUGCCUAGAAAGAUACAAAAUGCUGUGUAAGCAAACAUGGCCUCACUGGAAAGGACCAGCAAGAGCUGGUGUGGAAGUUUUGUUUAAUGAAUUGGAGAUUCCUGUGGAAGAAUACUCCUUUGGUAGAUCAAAGAUAUUCAUUAGAAACCCAAGAACAUUAUUCAAAUUAGAAGACCUGAGGAAGCAACGGCUUGAGGACCUGGCCACUCUCAUUCAGAAGAUUUAUCGGGGGUGGAAAUGUCGCACACAUUUCCUGCUGAUGAGAAAAAGCCAAAUUGUGAUUGCUGCCUGGUUCAGGAGAUACGCGCAACAGAAGAGAUAUCAGCAGAUAAAGAGCUCUGCCUUGGUAAUUCAAUCUUAUAUCCGGGGUUGGAAGGCCCGGAAAAUCCUGCGGGAACUGAAGCAUCAGAAGCGCUGUGAGGAAGCCGUCACCACCAUUGCAGCCUAUUGGCACGGCACCCAGGCGCGAAGGGAACUGAGCCGGCUGAAGGCGGAGGCUAGGAAUAAACAUGCUAUUGCAGUUAUUUGGGCUUACUGGCUUGGAUCUAAGGCUCGAAGGGAGUUGAAGCGCUUGAAGGAGGAGGCUAGGCGUAAGCAUGCAGUUGCUGUCAUUUGGGCUUACUGGCUUGGACUGAAGGUACGCAGGGAGUACAGAAAAUUCUUCAGAGCCAAUGCCGGCAAGAAAAUAUAUGAAUUUACACUUCAGAGAAUUGUGCAAAAAUACUUCUUGGAAAUGAAAAAUAAGGUGCCUUCCUUAUCUCCGAUAGAUAAGAAUUGGCCAUCGAGACCUUACCUGUUCUUGGAUUCUACUCACAAGGAACUAAAAAGGAUUUUCCACUUGUGGAGGUGUAAAAAAUACAGGGACCAAUUCACAGACCAACAGAAACUUAUCUAUGAAGAGAAGCUAGAAGCCAGUGAACUCUUCAAAGACAAGAAGGCUUUAUAUCCUUCUAGCGUUGGGCAGCCAUUCCAAGGGCCUUACCUGGAAAUCAACAAGAAUCCCAAGUAUAAGAAACUUAAAGAUGCCAUUGAAGAAAAGAUUAUCAUUGCUGAGGUUGUGAACAAAAUUAACCGUGCUAAUGGGAAGAGUACAUCCCGUAUUUUCCUCUUAACAAAUAAUAAUCUGCUUCUUGCUGAUCAAAAGUCUGGACAGAUCAAGUCAGAGGUUCCCCUGGUGGAUGUAACCAAAGUAUCCAUGAGCUCACAAAAUGAUGGCUUCUUUGCCAUCCACCUCAAAGAGGGCUGCGAAGCAGCUAGUAAGGGAGACUUUCUCUUCAGCAGUGAUCACCUGAUUGAAAUGGCCACCAAGCUCUAUCGGACAACUCUCAGCCAAACCAAACAGAAGCUCAAUAUUGAAAUUUCUGAUGAGUUCCUGGUGCAGUUCAGGCAGGACAAAGUGUGCGUGAAGUUUAUUCAGGGCAACCAGAAAAACGGGAGUGUCCCAACCUGCAAACGAAAAAACAACCGCCUCCUUGAAGUUGCCGUCCCUUAA